AUGGCCGUCCCAUCUUCUUCAAAGGCUCAUGUGAAGCACUACAAGCCUUAUUUCACACCGGUAGAAGUUGAGAAGCUCUCCGCGAAACAAAGAGGAAAAUUGAGUGUUUCUAGAGAAGAAAGAGGAAGACAACAAGCUUGUGGAUUCAUCGAUGCUGUAGGAGCUAGAUGUGGAUUCCCAAGAAGAACAAUAGCAACGGCUCAAACGUUAUAUAUGCGAUUUCACCUUUUCUUUCCAUACAAGGACUUCAACUACGUCGAAGUCGCCUUAUCUACACUAUACGUUUCGUCGAAAUUACAUGAUACGAUUAAGAAACCCCGAGAGAUCAUACUAGCUUCUUUCCCUAUACGAUAUCCUAAUCUCAUUCGAAAGGGUACUAUCGACAUAGCUACGGCCGAGGCUAAUGGGUUAGAGCAUGAGAGGAAACAAGUAUUGAAUUGUGAAAGACUAGUAUUGGAGACUAUGGGAUUCAAAUUCAGUGUGGAAACGGGUUUGAGAGGUGUGAUAAAAAUUGGUAAAAAGCUUCGUCUGAGCAAGGAAACUACUCAAAGUGCUUGGAGAGUAGCUGUCGAUUGUUAUAGAACCCAAGCUCCAUUAUCAUUUCCUCCUCAUAUCAUUGCUCUUGGAUCAAUUUAUACGGCUUCCCUCCUUCUGCUCGAGACGACCAAGACACCUUCGAGCUCUACAUCACAGGCGGAUGGCUCUAUUACUCCAGCGCAAGUGGUUGAGCUUCUUGGCAAGAGCGGAUCUUGGGAGAGCGAAUAUUCAGGAACAGCAGGACAUAUUGAUGAUAUCGCCCAUUAUGUGUUAGACUUGUAUACAACCAUCUUAUCCAUUUUACCAGAUGCUCAAUCAACUAUCCUGACUCCUUCACCUGUAUCACCUAAAGAACCUAAUCCAUCAUCCUCCCAAAAUUCAUCCACAUCAGCUUCAUCACCCACAGCAUUCCCUCUUCCAUUGUAUUGGACAUCUCAAACAUUGACUGAACUGAAGAUUCAGCUGAGAGAUAGAAGACCUGGCGGUCCACCUUCCACUGUAGGCUGGUUGGCAGUUGGUACCCCAUCAGAAGCAGAAGACGCAGGCGAUCAAGCUGUAGAGGGGAUGGGACAGAAUGAUGGGACCAUUCGGUUUUUAUGGGAUGUUGGUGUUGUACAAUGA
Kwoniella shivajii is the source of this 1158-nucleotide messenger RNA. RefSeq lists its product as uncharacterized. Gene Ontology annotation, molecular function: cyclin-dependent protein serine/threonine kinase activator activity. The record is from RefSeq and is a predicted model, not a curated record. Lineage: Eukaryota; Fungi; Basidiomycota; Tremellomycetes; Tremellales; Cryptococcaceae. The transcript is spliced from 6 exons. Gene Ontology annotation, cellular component: cyclin/CDK positive transcription elongation factor complex; nucleus. The coding region runs from base 1 to 1158 and encodes 385 amino acids. Gene Ontology annotation, biological process: regulation of transcription by RNA polymerase II; positive regulation of DNA-templated transcription, elongation.